AUGGGCACUCUAUCUUCCAAAAACGCAUUCCCAGUGCACGACAAGACCAUCCUCAUCACCGGUGGAUCCCGCGGCAUGGGCCGCGAAGUAAGCCACCAACUCUCCCAGAAAGGCGCACACAUCAUCAUCGUCGCGCGGGACUCUCAAAAACUACAAGAAGCCAUAUCCUACAUCCGACUCGGGGCCCUCAAUCCCUCCACCCAGCGUUUCCACCACAUAAGCGCAGAUCUCUGUUCCGCAAGCGAAUGCGCACGUGUUAUCGACGAGGUGGUAGCCUGGAAUCGAGGGCCCCCCGAUACAGUAUGGUGUUGUGCGGGGAGCGCGUAUCCGGCGCUAUUUGUGGAUGCGCCGGUCGAGCAGAUAGAGAAACAGAUGGCGAGUAAUUAUAUGACGAGUGCAUAUAUGGCGCAUGCGACGUUGAGGAGUUGGCUUAAGCCGUUGGAGGAUGCUUCAACGCGUGACCAUGAUGUAUCGAGUUCUAAAAGUGAUACUCCACCGCCUGCGCGCCAUCUCAUUUUCACAGCGUCGUUUGUGGCACUGUAUAGUUUUGCGGGGUAUGCACCGUAUAGUCCGUCCAAAGCGGCGCUGCGCUCUCUUUCGGACUCGCUUUCGCAGGAGAUGAAUUUGUAUGCUGCGGCUUUUCCAGAUGCGCCGCGGGUGAGGGUACACACUAUUUUUCCGGCUACUAUUUUGACGGAAUCUUACGAGACGGAAAAUCUCACUAAGCAUGGUCUUACUUUGCAGCUUGAGGAGGGUGAUGAGGGUCGGACACCACAUGUUAUUGCAGAGAGGAGUAUUAAAGGGUUAGAGGGAGGAGAGGAGCUCAUUACGACGGAUAUGCUUACGUGGUUGGUUAAGGGAGGCGUGCUUGGAGGUAGUGUGAGGGGUGGAUUUGGAAGAGUUAUUUUGAGUUGGAUGUUAGCUGGUUUGAUGGGCAUCGUAAUGGUAUUUGUCAGGGCGGAUAUGGAUCGGAAGGCUAGAGCUUGGGGAAGAAAAUUUGGAGUGGCUAGGAGUGCGACGAAAUGA
Molecule: messenger RNA, 1026 nt
Organism: Botrytis porri
Lineage: Eukaryota; Fungi; Ascomycota; Leotiomycetes; Helotiales; Sclerotiniaceae
Exons: 2
Coding region: 1-1026 (341 amino acids)
Biological process (GO): sphingolipid biosynthetic process
Cellular component (GO): endoplasmic reticulum membrane
Molecular function (GO): 3-dehydrosphinganine reductase activity
Source: RefSeq, a predicted model, not a curated record